Molecule: messenger RNA, 804 nt
Organism: Python bivittatus (Burmese python)
Lineage: Eukaryota; Metazoa; Chordata; Lepidosauria; Squamata; Pythonidae
Gene: MED31
Product: mediator complex subunit 31
Biological process (GO): regulation of DNA-templated transcription
Cellular component (GO): mediator complex
Molecular function (GO): transcription coregulator activity
Source: RefSeq, a predicted model, not a curated record
GGGCGCAGCGCCGCCGUCGCCAUCUUGGCCAGUAGCGCGGUUGACAUCAGAGCGGUAUCUCCUCCACCAUGGAGGGCGAUGAUACUGGAAAUCGACUUCGUUUCCAACUAGAGCUGGAAUUUGUGCAGUGUCUGGCAAACCCGAAUUACCUCAAUUUUCUUGCCCAGAGAGGAUACUUCAAAGACAAAGCAUUUGUAAAUUACUUAAAAUACUUGCUCUACUGGAAGGAACCAGAGUAUGCCAAAUAUCUAAAGUAUCCCCAGUGCCUGCAUAUGCUAGAACUGCUCCAGUAUGAACACUUUCGUAAGGAACUGGUGAAUGCCCAGUGUGCAAAAUUCAUUGAUGAGCAACAGAUACUCCACUGGCAACACUAUUCCCGCAAGCGGAUGCGCCUCCAGCAGGCCCUUGCAGAACAGCAGCAGCAACAACAGCAGAACAGCACCUCUGUCAAGUGAGCCAUUAGGCACCACAAAGACCCUCCUUGCAAGGGCGGAAGGCACCCUAUGGACUUAAUCUUGGCACUGUUAUCUGAAAUGCCUUAGAAAGUGAUGCUAUUAGUAAAAUGUUGCUUGUGGAAAUAUAGCAGCUUCAGUUUGGAACUUCAGAGUUCCCAGAGACUCAACAAAUGAUUUCUUCAGAUGUAAGAGAUCCUUCUUAUCCCCUCUGAUUUAAAGGUGUAGAUGUGUUUCUUGAUACUGUAUAGCAGAAGAGUAUUUUGGAACAUUCACUGUGAAAGAAAAGUGGCUAAACAUUUGUCUUGUAUGCUAGUUUGUGGAUGUUAGUAAAUAUCUCUAUUUAUUCUAA